AUGGAGCUUUCUGCAUUGCCAGUUUCUUCCUCGCCCUUCGCAUCUGGAAAAUACUGCUUGGUUCCUUCGCGGUCAACAUCUCAACGCAACCUUGGAAAUAAACGAAGUAGUCCAUUAACAGCAUGCAAGCGGAGAGAAAUGACGAAAGGACCCAAGAUUAGACGCGCAUCUAUUCUCGAGUUGUGGGCUAUUCUCAUGUACGCUUUCAUUGUCGCACGAAUGGAUAACGAGACGGAAAGACUCUGGGCUACGAUUCUGCGUAUUGAAUACACUCCAAAGAUUGACAUGUGGAAUGGCUUGUUAGAGGGCUACCGCGAUACACACCAGGUUGAGCAAGUACUAUUAACGUGGGACGUUAUGAAAAAGGAACGGUUAUGA
Molecule: messenger RNA, 378 nt
Organism: Fomitiporia mediterranea MF3/22
Lineage: Eukaryota; Fungi; Basidiomycota; Agaricomycetes; Hymenochaetales; Hymenochaetaceae
Exons: 3
Coding region: 1-378 (125 amino acids)
Source: RefSeq, a predicted model, not a curated record